CACAUUUAAAAAAUGGGGACAGUGACGCAAGAGAUAUGUUAGAACCUCAUCCUUGCUAGCUUCAUAUAAAACUUCUCUAAGUUUUUAAAAAGUUCUGCGACAGCACCAACCUUUUCUUUCCUUUUCUUUUUUCUUCUUCAAAUUCGAUGGCCCGAUUGUCUAUACAACCAUAAGCAAACCCUCGCCCUUAACAAAAUAUAUUGACUUGCCCUCGCUUCUCUUUUCAUAGGCAAGUUAUGUACGCAAACUUGAAGUAGACUUUAUCAUUGUUUCUGAUUCAGCUGCUCUUAGAGGAGGCUUUGAGUCAGAAUUGGACAUGGUCUUUGAAGGUAUUACAUAUAAUCCGCCACAAAAAGUGUACCUGUCAGCCAUGUUCACGCCAGAUAUGCGUUGCUAUUUGCUGAAUCAAGCCCAGCAAAUUAAGAACCGGAAAACUCUAUGGCACACCCAGUACAGGCGUAUGACGAACGGCGCGCGUGCGUUUAUCUUCCAUUUGCCAAACUAUCAUCCUAGAUCGUCCAAUGAAUGUUGGAGAUGGAGUCGCUGGGUAGCUGCUGAUCUUGCAGAUUGGGCUCAAGAAUUCAUUAAUAUACCCUAUAAAUUCAACUUUCCUACGCAAGAUUCGUUUAUUUGUCGGUUAUUACAAAAAGAAGCAGAAGAAUCACCAGACGAUUGUUUGAAACUCCCUCGCAACAUAACCAAAAAGAUACAUCUUGAGGAACUGCGUGCUUUCAAGCGUCGCAUGUUGAGGGAAAAGGAAGAAAGAGAAAGAAGAGUAGAAGAACAGGAACGACUACGUAAGAAAACUGAAUUAGAGCAGAAGAAAAGGGCACAGCAAGUUCUGGAAGAAGAGAGAAAGCGGAUAGACGCCGAAAUCCAGCGUAAAAAAAGAGAAGAAGCAAAAGAGAAGCAACAAAUGUUAAAUAGAAUGGAGCAAGCUGAACGACAACGCAAACAAGCAGAGGUUUUACGUCAGAGCAAAAAAGGAGAGCAGCACAGUCAAAAGAUAAUGGCUCAUAAACAAGAUGAAGCAAAACAAAAGCAGCAGCAGUGCUUGGUAAGAGAGUUGCAAAUCCGCACUCCUCCCGGUACUCAGUCUGCAUCAUCUACAAAUAGCAGAUCAUCACCAACACCGCCCGUCUCAACGUCCUCUAAUUUUAACAUCGCAUCUCAUCUUACUGCCGCUGCUAACCCUGAAUGCAGAAGGACGCUCUCUCCUUCAAGAAGUUCUAACGGUGGUAGCAGCAAAAAAUUUAUAACUUCUUUAAAGAAACCAACAAUGGAAAAUCACCAGCAAGCAGAUGUAUCGAAUAAACAACCUAUUGAAUUAUCGAAAAACGUGUCUAAUGCUAGUAUAGUCACACCAGCCAUUGCAGCAGAAGCACGGUCAGGUUUUAAUGCCUCUCCUUCUUCUUCACUUGACAUUUCUCAACAGCAGGUCAUUUCUGCUUCCGCCAUCAGUACCGUGAAUAGUAGUAGCAGUAGCGAUACUGACAGACCUUCUACUCAUACUUCGAAGGAGCAGCAAGCAGCAGCCGUAAAGCCAAUACAGAAUGUCACCUCUCACUCUCAAUCAGCAAAGGGUACAUUUUCUAAAGACAUGAACGAUGUAUCGACUGUUUAUACCGAGUAUAACACGAUUUUUAAAAGAAAAGCAUCUCCAACUGACUCUCCGAAGACGAAAAUAUUAAAGACUUCUAUGUCAAGUUCGAAAAAUAGCAAUGUUCUUACUACUGAAUCUCCUGAACAUCAACAACAACAGAUAUCCUUUAACCAAAUUGUUUCAGAAGCUUUUGACACCAGCUUUCUUCAUACUGAAUUGUCCAACAUAUUGGAGGAUCUUGAGACAUUAUAAACGAUUUUGUACGUGGUUGAUGGACAGUAAGUUUUUUCUUUUCAUUUAUGAUUUUCAUCAUUAUACCUUGGAUACCCCUUUCUAGUAUUUUAUUUUGCCGCAUUCCCGCAAAGUAAUUGUAGGCUUGAAUACUUAUAUCGCUAAUGUUUGAAUAAAAGAAAAGUUCGUUAGCAUCCAUUCUU
This is a messenger RNA of Mycotypha africana, 2037 nucleotides long. RefSeq lists its product as uncharacterized. The record is from RefSeq and is a predicted model, not a curated record. The transcript has a single exon. NCBI's taxonomy places the organism in Eukaryota, Fungi, Mucoromycota, Mucoromycetes, Mucorales, Mycotyphaceae. Bases 317 to 1855 code for a protein of 512 amino acids.